AUGGCAGACCGCAGCGUGGAUUUAUCCGCCCUGCCGAAGGCGGUUCGAGACCAAUUGGCGGAGUUGGACUUGGAGCUAUCCGAAGGUGACAUCACACAGAAAGGCUUUGAGAAGAAAAGAGCAAAGCUGCUGGCCUCCUGUUUGACCAAGCUGCAGGAUGUGACGCCACCAGAUUUGCAGCUUUCUGAAGGCCAAAGCAUCGAGCCCACGCCAAGUCCUGAGGCCCCGGGCCCCUCCAUAUCUUCAGCUGCCAAACACCACCGAGCACACCGGAGUGGAGGGGCCAGAGAUGAGCGCUACAGAUCAGACAUUCACACAGAAGCAGUGCAGGCAGCAUUAGCUAAACACAAAGAGGAGAAGAUGGCCCUGCCCAUGCCAACCAAGCGACGCUCAGCCUUUGUCCAGUCUCCUAGUGAUGCUUGCACACCUCCAGACACAUCUUCUGCAUCAGAGGAUGAGGGCUCACUGCGCAGAAAAGCCGCACUUAGUGCGGCUCUGGCCCAGGGCCUGCAGAGUCCCGAUUACUGGAUCAACCGUUCCGUCCAAAGCUCCUCCACGUCUUCAUCAGCGUCGUCUACCCUCUCCCACGGAGAACCGAAGAGCCAGCCCCAGCCUCCACUUCAGCCUGCUGCUUCAGUUCUGGCUGAUGUACUAGCACACAUGCGCAUUGAGAACAGUGUCCCUCCAGAUGUGACAUCAACUUCCACUGCCCAGGACAGAGGCUCGAGAAUGGAUUUACCUCCUGCGGUCAGGGGCAUGAGCCGUGGGCAGAGCCGCUCAAGCAUGCUGGAUACUGCUGAUGGAAAGCGAAAAGGUGUUCCUGUCAAUAGCAGAGUGUCCACUAAGAUUCAGCAGUUGCUAAACACACUCAAACGGCCCAAACGACCACCACUCAGUGAAUUCUUCCUUGACGACUCUGAGGAGAUAGUCGAAGUUCCCCAACCAGACCCCAACACGCCUAAACCAGAGGGCCGUCAAAUCAUCCCAGUAAAAGGGGAGCCUUUGGGUGUUGUUAGUAACUGGCCUCCUGCCCUACAAGCAGCCCUGGCCCGCUGGGGGGCCACCCAAGCCAAGAGCCCUGCCCUCACUGCGCUGGACAUCACAGGAAAACCCCUCUACACUCUCACAUAUGGUAAACUGUGGAGCCGCAGUCUGAAACUGGCGUACACACUACUUAAUAAAUUGGGCACAAAGACUGAACCUGUGCUACAACCUGGAGAUAGAGUGGCGCUGGUUUACCCAAACAGUGACCCGGGUAUGUUCUGGGUUGCGUUCUAUGGCUGUUUGUUGGCUGAGGUCAUCCCUGUGCCUAUUGAAGUACCACUUUCGAAACAAGAUGCCGGCAGCCAGCAGAUUGGCUUCCUCUUGGGCAGCUGUGGUGUCAGUCUGGCACUGACUAGUGAGGUGUGUCUUAAAGGGCUGCCCAAGACACCAAAUGGAGAGAUCAUCCAGUUCAAAGGAUGGCCAAGAAUGAGAUGGGUGGUGACAGAUACAAAGUACCUGACCAAACCUUCCAAAGACUGGCAGCCACAUAUUCCCACCGCCAACACGGACACUGCCUACAUCGAGUACAAAGCCAGUAAGGAGGGGACUGUGAUGGGUGUGGCUGUGUCCAAGAUCUCCAUGCUGACGCACUGUCAAGCACUGACGCAGGCCUGUAACUACUGCGAAGGUGAGACUCUGGUCAAUGUGUUAGACUGCAAGAAGGACAUGGGCUUGUGGCAUGGCGUCUUAACGAGUGUCAUGAAUAGAAUCCACACCAUUACAGUGCCAUACUCCGUCAUGAAAGCCUGUCCCAUGUCCUGGGUGCAGAGGGUGCACAUUCACAAAGCCCGUGUGGCCUUGGUAAAGUGCCGUGAUCUUCACUGGGCAAUGAUGGCCCACAAAGAUCAGAGGGACACCAAUCUGUCCUCGAUACGGAUGCUCAUAGUAGCUGAUGGAGCAAAUCCUUGGUCCGUGUCAUCAUGCGAUGCCUUCCUGAAUGUGUUCCAGUCUCACGGUCUAAAGCCUGAGGUCAUCUGUCCAUGUGCCACCUCACCCGAGGCCUUGACGGUGGCCAUUCGCAGACCUGGCGUAAGAGGAGCUCCUCUGCCAGCCAGGGCCAUCCUAUCUAUGGGGGGGCUAAGCCACGGCGUGAUCCGAGUCAACACCGAAGACAAGAAUUCGGCUCUCACUGUUCAAGACGUUGGCCACAUAAUGCCUGGAGCUCUGAUGUGUAUUGUGAAACCUGACGGCUCCCCUCAGCUGUGCAAAACGGAUGAGAUAGGAGAGAUUGUGAUCAGCUCCCGAGCAGGGGGUACCAUGUACUAUGGACUUCCUGGGGUCACAAAAAACACUUUUGAGGUGAUACCUGUCAACCAGUCUGGAGCGCCUUUAGGAGAAGUUCCCUUCACCCGAACAGGAUUGCUUGGAUUUGUUGGCCCAGGCAGCCUGGUAUUUGUUGUAGGUAAGAUUGAGGGGCUGCUGAUGGUGAGCCGGCGACGUCACAAUGCUGAUGACCUGGUGGCUACCGCUCUCGCUGUGGAGCCUGUGAAAACAGUUUACAGGGGCAGGAUCGCCGUGUUUUCAGUGACUGUGUUUUAUGAUGAGAGGAUUGUGAUAGUGGCAGAGCAACGGCCUGAUGCCAGUGAGGAGGACAGCUUCCAGUGGAUGAGUCGAGUUCUUCAAGCCAUCGACAGCAUCCACCAGGUGGGCCUGUACUGUCUCGCUCUGGUGCCUGCCAACACCCUCCCAAAGACGCCCCUUGGCGGCAUCCACAUCUGCGAAACCAAGCAGAAUUUUCUGGAGGGAAACCUGCACCCCUGCAACAUCCUUAUGUGCCCGCACACCUGCGUCACCAACAUGCCCAAACCACGACAGAAACAGCCUGUGGAUGUUGGGCCAGCAUCUAUGCUGGUGGGUAACCUUGUGGCAGGAAAACGUAUCGCCCAGGCUACAGGCAGAGAACUGGGUGUCGUUGAAGACCAGGACCUAAUUCGGAAGCACCAGUUCUUAUCUGAUGCACUCCAAUCGAGAGCCCAGACCGACCCAGAUCAUGUUCUCUAUGUGCUCCUGAAUGCGAAGGGGGUGGCGGUGUGCACAGCCACCUGUGCUCAGCUUCACAAGCGGGCAGAGAAAAUCACAGCCACCCUCAUGGAGCGAGGAGGCCUCAACACCGGUGACAACGUGGUGCUGCUUUAUCCCCCAGGCAUUGACCUAAUAGCUGCCUUCUAUGGCUGCCUCUAUACCGGUGUGGUCCCUGUGACUGUGAGGCCUCCCCACCCACAAAAUCUGGCGGCCACUCUACCCACUGUCCGCAUGAUCAUUGACGUGAGCAAAGCAGCCUGCAUCCUCACCACUCAACCUCUCAUGAGGAUCCUCAGGUCCAGGGAAGCUGCCGCCAGCGUCAAUGUCAAGACGUGGCCCACCAUCAUCGACACAGAUGACCUACCAAGAAAGCGACCACCACAAAUCUAUAAGCCCCCAACAGCCGAGAUGUUGGCUUACCUGGACUUUAGUGUGUCUACUACGGGCAUGUUAACUGGAGUAAAGAUGUCUCAUGCUGCAGUCAGCACACUAUGCCGUUCCAUCAAGCUGCAGUGUGAACUCUACUCUUCACGCCAAAUAGCCAUCUGCCUGGACCCGUACUGCGGCCUAGGCUUUGUCCUGUGGUGCCUCUCCAGUGUUUACUCAGGUCAUCAGUCAAUACUCAUCCCUCCCUUGGAGCUGGAAAGCUCACUUCCGCUGUGGCUGAGCACACUCAGUCAGUACAAGAUCCGAGACACCUUCUGCUCUUAUUCCGUCAUGGAGCUCUGCACCAAAGGCCUCGGGACCCAGACGGAGAUGCUGAAGGCACGUGGAGUGAAUCUAUCCUGCGUGCGCAGCUGUGUUGUAAUAGCUGAGGAAAGACCUCGACUAGCUCUGACGCAGUCCUUCUCCAAGCUCUUUAAAGAUGUUGGCCUGUCGUCACGAGCAGUCAGCACCGCUUUCGGCUCCAGGGUCAACCUGGCCAUCGGUCUUCAGGGCACAGCUGGACCAGACCCCUCCACCGUCUACGUGGACAUGAAGUCACUGCGUCACGACAGAGUGAGGCUGGUGGAGCGGGGAGCGCCACAGAGUCUUCCACUCAUGGAAUCGGGCACUAUUCUUCCUGGGAUGCGAGUUAUUAUCGUCAACCCAGAGACUCGAGGACCGCUUGGAGACUCCCAUCUCGGUGAAAUCUGGGUGAACAGUGCCCACAGCGCAAGUGGCUACUACACCAUCUAUGGGGAAGAGAGCUUGCAGGCGGACCAUUUUAACACCCGGCUCAGCUUUGGGGAUCCAAACACUCUCUGGGCCAGAACAGGCUACCUGGGCUUCAUCAAGAGAACUGAGCUGCUUGAUGCUAGUGGAGAUCGCCAUGAUGCCUUAUUUGUAGUUGGCUCCCUGGAUGAGACGCUGGAGCUAAGGGGCUUACGUUACCACCCCAUCGACAUCGAGACGUCCGUGUCUCGAACUCACCGCAGCAUCGCAGAAAGUGCCGUGUUCACUUGGACCAACCUACUGGUGGUGGUGGCUGAGCUGAGCGGCUCCGAGCAGGAGGCUCUGGACCUGGUGCCCCUUGUCACCAACGUGGUUCUGGAGGAGCACCACCUCAUCGUUGGCGUAGUGGUCAUCGUGGACCCUGGCGUAAUUCCCAUCAACUCCCGAGGGGAGAAGCAGCGGAUGCACCUGCGUGACUCCUUUCUGGCCGACCAGCUGGACCCCAUCUACGUGGCCUACAACAUGUGA
Molecule: messenger RNA, 4749 nt
Organism: Nerophis lumbriciformis (worm pipefish)
Lineage: Eukaryota; Metazoa; Chordata; Actinopteri; Syngnathiformes; Syngnathidae
Source: RefSeq, a predicted model, not a curated record